Molecule: messenger RNA, 1774 nt
Organism: Alosa alosa (allis shad)
Lineage: Eukaryota; Metazoa; Chordata; Actinopteri; Clupeiformes; Clupeidae
Gene: mycb
Product: MYC proto-oncogene, bHLH transcription factor b
Exons: 3
Coding region: 217-1440 (407 amino acids)
Biological process (GO): regulation of transcription by RNA polymerase II; positive regulation of cell population proliferation
Molecular function (GO): DNA-binding transcription factor activity, RNA polymerase II-specific; RNA polymerase II cis-regulatory region sequence-specific DNA binding; protein dimerization activity
Source: RefSeq, a predicted model, not a curated record
UUGGUAAUAUUGCAGCAGUCUAAGCGCGAAUUGGUAGAGGUACACUCACAGAGUUUGAAAUGCCACUUGAAAUGCAGUCCAUCUUCUGAAACCGGUGCAGUCAACUCCCACUUUGGAAUAUUACUUUCACUCGGAAUCAGCAAGACUUUUUUUACUUAUUUGAUAUACCUCAAUCCUUCAGGUUUACUUGACCUAUUUACAUUUAUACUGGCAGUCAUGCCACAAAGUCCGAGCAUGGCGAGCAAGAAUUAUGACUAUGACUACGACUCCUAUCAACCCUAUUUUUACUACGACAACGAGGACGAGGAUUUCUACUAUCAACAGCAUGGUCAAACACAGCCCCCGGCUCCAAGCGAGGAUAUAUGGAAGAAAUUUGAGUUGCUACCAACACCGCCACUCUCGCCCAGCCGGCGACCCUCUCUCGCGAGUCUCUAUCCCUCAACAGCAGACCAGUUGGAGAUGGUUACUGAGCUUCUUGGGGACGACACAAUGGUUAACCAUAGUUUGAUUUGCGACGAGGACAACGCAAAGUCUAUUAUUAUCCGAGACUGCAUGUGGAGCGGUUUUUCAGCGGCCGCUAAACUUGAAAAAGUCGUUUCUGAACGUCUGGCAUCAUUUCAAGCUGCAAGAAAAGAAGCCGUUGUCACGACUGAAUCUACGGGGAGCGGUUCAAAUCGACUGAAGUCUAACGUUUGCUACUUGCAGGAUAUCAAUACCCCAGCGUCGGAAUGUAUUGACCCUUCAGUCGUGUUUCCCUACCCACUGACGGAAACCCCCAAACCCAGCAAAACAUCACAGUCGUUGGCUGUGGGCCUACCUCUUGAUACUCCACCCAAUAGUGGAAGUAGCAGCAGUAGCGACAGUGAUUCGGACGACGAUGACGACGACGACGAGGAGGAGGACGAGGAAGAAAUCGACGUUGUGACUGUGGAAAAGAGGAAAUAUGUGAAGCGGUCGGAAUCAAAUUCUUCAGAUGCUGCUUGCAGAUCGCAUCACAGUCCGGUAGUUCUGAAACGCUGUCACGUCAAUGUUCACCAACACAAUUACGCAGCACACCCAUCUACCCGAAACGAGCAGCCUGCGGUCAAGAGGAUUAAGUUCGAGAGCAACGGCAGCAGGGUGCUUAAACAAAUCAGCAACAAUCGAAAAUGCACGAGCCCCAGGACGUCUGACUCGGAGGAUAACGACAAGCGCAGGACUCAUAACGUGCUUGAGCGACAGCGACGGAAUGAGCUCAAGCGCAGUUUUUUUGCGUUGCGCGACGAGAUCCCAGACGUGGCCAAUAACGAGAAGGCCGCCAAAGUAGUCAUACUCAAAAAAGCGACAGAGUGCAUCGUCAGAAUGCAGACAGAGGAGCAAAAACUAAUUUCUGUUAAGGAACAGUUAAGGAGAAAAAUGGACCAGCUUAAUCACAGGCUUGACCUACUGAAGAGUUCGUAGUAAUGGACAAAGGAUGAGGGGUUCCAUGCCCUCUGGACUGCUGCCUGAAAAUACAGUUAAGCUCAAGACUGUUCCUCGAAAGCUCUGGCCACUCAUGACAUUGAAGCAAUCUGAUCUUUUUUGUAUACAGUUUCACUGCCUUGUUUAAACAUGGGCUACUGGAAGUCAUCACCUCGUUUAUUUUGUAUUUAAUUUUAUUUUUCGUAUACAAUGGCAAGAAGAUUUGCUACUGCCCUAAAUAAAUAUUGUGUUUUUGUAAGAUUUGUACAUAUUUGCUCAGAUGUAUUUCAGAUGUUGUAUUGAUUCUGAAUCAUAAAUGCAUUUGUCUAUGAAA